UUUUACUUCACAUUUCCUCAUACCUGCAUAUUCGCUUAAAUACCCGGAAACGUGUUACGUAAACUCUCCAGAAGCCUAUCGACGCUGACACUUUACACGUCGUCUGAGGAAUGUUCUGCCCAACAAAGCUCUGAGCCUCUGACCUUGCCAGCAUCUAACAACUUCUGACCACGACUACGACAUAUGUGCCCUGCAACAAACCACAGCCGACCGAGGAUGCCGGGACCAGGCGGGAAAGCCGGCAUUGCCGAGCGAAAGUAUACCUCCAGGGCAUGUCUAGCCUGUAGGAAGCGCAAAGUCAAGUGCGAUAACGACCACCCAAAGUGUUCUAACUGCCGAAUGUAUGAUGUUGACUGCGUGCUUGGCGAGGACAGACGAAGACUCUCUGGGACUGCCCGUAAUGCUAUUGCCAAUUCCAGUAGUGACCUUCUCGGGUCGAACACCCUGGACGGACAGGCGGCCACUAUUGCAAGUCAAACAGUUCAUGAUCGCUACUACAUAAACCAAGGAUCGAAUGUCUGUACAACUAACCAGCCAUACGCCGCUUCGCAAAAGAAGCUGUUGCCCUAUGACCUUCCAACCGCCGCCGACGGCCAAGAACAUCAAGCCGCAGAAAUAGGAUUUCAUCCCGAUACUGUAGCAGCGACACCAGCUAUACCCCAGAGUUGGGAGUCAUAUAUUGGCUUGAUGGAGGCCGAUCAGAUCCCAUUUGAUCCCACUAUAGUUGAUUUGAAUACAGGCAUAGACGAAUAUGAAAACACGUUGUUCAACUGCGCUCACGAGGACUGGCCGGAGCAUCCCAGCGGCAGUUCUAUUACCCACAGCUGUAUAUCCUCCAGUCAGAAUAUGACCUCAGCUAUGUCAGAAAAUCAAUUAUCCUCAUCCUCCACCUCAGAGGUAGGCGAUGUGGCGCCCGUGCAAAUAGCUCGAUCAUCUGAGAAUGCUGACGGGGAGGGGGCUCAGGGGGGUACGGUUGACGAUAUCACGACACAGAUAGUAAGCCGCCUCGGACGUCUUCAAAUCGCCGAGGAUGGCCAACCACGGUACUUUGGUGCCACAAGCAAUCUGCACAUUCUGCACAACGGACCCUCAACACUGUUUCCACCAAAUAUCCGCAAUUUGUCCGAAGAUGGGGAGGCUGCUGUGGUUCAAGCAGGUCUUCAAUGGCAAGAAGAUGUUGACUAUGAGGACUAUCUCAUCAGCCUCUUCUUCUCUUGGCAUAAUGAGUUCAUGUGGAUUGUAGACAAGGCGAUCUUUCUCAGGGAGAGGGAACGUGUCAGGCAUGGCGAAUUUAGUGAUCUCUAUUCUCCAACACUCGUUAAUUCUAUAUAUGCGAUUGGCGCUUCGUACACAAAUCGGCCUCAUCCGGCCCUUCAUAACAAUGCUGCCGAAUUCUUCGGUUCUCGUGCUAAAGUAUAUCUUGAUAUUGAAGCAGACAGCCCUACUAUUGCAACCCUGCAAGCUCUUCUGAUCCUAUCAGCACACGAGGAAGCUAAUAUACGGGACUCUCGUGGCUGGAUUUACUGCGGAAUGGCUAUCCAGAUUAUUUCUGAUCUAGGCUUACAUCGUGAUCUAGAAUCCGAGUAUGGGAGGUUAGGUCCUCCUGGUAGAGAGGACGAGAUUGUAACGUUACGGCGGAACCUGUUCUGCUCUGCGUACACUGUUGAGACGCUGUGGAGUUCUGGUGCUGGGCGUCCAUCACUAAUGGGGACCUUUUCGCAUUGUCUCCCGCAGCCAGUCCCUUUGAGAAACUAUCAAUGGGAAUACUACUCGGAUCAAUAUAGUACGAUAGCGUUUCCUGACGGAUUCGAUUUUGGAGCAGGUGCUGAGGUGCAUGUUUACCUUUUUGAGUUAUGCAAGAUGAUGGCUAAAGUAUCAGAAGUUCUAUAUACUGGACGCCAUACUCCUUUAGAUAACCUUCAUUCCUUUGUCUGUGAAAUGGACAUGAAGUUUCAGCAGUGGUUCGCCACACUUCCAAGGUCGUUGCACGUCGAUACGUCAGAACCGGUCAAGACGAUAUACCUUCCAACAGUAAUACAACUACAUCUGCAGUAUCAGGAAGCAAUCAUCCUUCUACAUCGGCCAUUCCUUUCCGAAUCCGGGUCUCCGCAGACCUCGAGCUCGCCUGGAGAGUAUAUGGCUUCUAGUGGGAAAGAUGCAUUCUAUAGAUGUUUUGACGCCGCCCAGAAAGUGUGCGCCUUAUUAUCCCUUUUCCGAGGCUAUUAUGGUUUACGGAACUCUCAUAUACAGACGGGCCAUGUCGCUAUGACCGCGGCACUAAUUCAUGUCUUCACUCUUCGUUCCUAUGGCCCUAGGAGCGUUGAGAGAAUGAAGGCGCAGGAAUCACUCCUGACGUGCGUCCAGGCGCUCGGGGAGAUGAGCCAGACAUACAAAAGUGCGUCGAGAUCGCUAGAGGUCCUUACAUCUCUAAGGCAGUGUUGGCAGCCAGGCAUAUUCGCAACUCAUAAAAGAAAGAGAUAAGGGCACGAUUAAUAUAUAUUAUUCAAUAUGUUAGACGGAUAUUCAGGAUAUUCAGAGAGUCUUAAUUUCUUGAUUUGAGAGCAGGAGUGGCUGUCUAUUAUUACAGGAAGGUUAAAAGAACUAGGUGUUGAAAGAAGGCAUGUAGCCUAAACGGGACUGGCAUCCAUCCUCAAAGGAACUAGGUACCUUAGCUAUGGAAAGCUCCCGCGUAAGGGAAGCAGCCGCACGCACGAGGUAAAAUCUGGAGAUGCUUGUUUUUGGUUGGCUUGCAAUCGACUUAUGGCUUGGUAUUCAACUCUACGGAGU
This is a messenger RNA of Amorphotheca resinae ATCC 22711, 2787 nucleotides long. RefSeq lists its product as hypothetical. The coding region runs from base 217 to 2481 and encodes 754 amino acids. Gene Ontology annotation, biological process: regulation of DNA-templated transcription; DNA-templated transcription. The transcript is spliced from 9 exons. The record is from RefSeq and is a predicted model, not a curated record. Gene Ontology annotation, molecular function: zinc ion binding; DNA-binding transcription factor activity, RNA polymerase II-specific; DNA binding. NCBI's taxonomy places the organism in Eukaryota, Fungi, Ascomycota, Leotiomycetes, Helotiales, Amorphothecaceae.